This is a messenger RNA of Salvia hispanica, 1303 nucleotides long. Its product is annotated as glucan endo-1,3-beta-glucosidase-like. NCBI's taxonomy places the organism in Eukaryota, Viridiplantae, Streptophyta, Magnoliopsida, Lamiales, Lamiaceae. Gene Ontology annotation, molecular function: hydrolase activity, hydrolyzing O-glycosyl compounds. Gene Ontology annotation, biological process: carbohydrate metabolic process. The record is from RefSeq and is a predicted model, not a curated record.
CACAAUUCCAUCUUAUUUAGAGCUCUCCUUUCUCCAUGGCUACUAAAUCAAAUCACUUCUUCUUUGCAUUUCUCAUCUUCGGGCUGCUUGUAACUAUCUCUCUCGAUUUCACAGCUGCCGAGAUCGGAGUUUGCUACGGAAGAAACGGCAACAACCUCCUCUCCCCGGCUCAAGUGGUGGACCUCUACAAGCGCCACAGCAUCAAAAGAAUGCGUACCUACGAUCCGGACAACGCCAUCCUCGACGCCCUCCGCGGCUCGGGCAUCGAGCUCAACGUCGCCAUCACCAACCAAUACAUUGAGCGCCUCGCCAACGACGCCAACAGCGCCAACGACUGGGUCCGCGACCACGUCAUCAACUACCCCGACGUCAACCUCAAGUACAUCUCCGUCGGCAACGAGGUCAGCCCCGCCGACAGCGCCACGUCCCGCUACGCGCGCUUCGUCCUCCCCGCGAUGCGCAAUGUCUACAACGCCAUCUGCCGCGCCGGGCGCGCCGGCCAGGUCAAGGUCACCACCACCGUCGGCAUGAGCACCCUCGGCAACUCGUUCCCGCCAUCGGACGGCGCGUUCCGCGACGACGUGGCGCCGUACUUGAGGCCGAUUUUGUCGUUCAUUGUGAGCACCGGCGCGCCUUUCAUGGCGAAUGUGUAUCCUUACUUCUCAUACAUCUACAACAAGGGGCAAAUCGACAUCGGAUACGCGCUAUUAGAGCAGGGCCAUGGGAUUCAGGUGAACGGAGAAUAUUACGACAAUCUAUUCUAUGCAAUGGUCGAUGCUGUCUAUGCAGCGGUUGAGAGGCUAGUCGAACCGUCCUUGAAGACGACUAGUGGCAUGUAUAACCAUACAUCUGAGAAAAAGGCGGGGCGCAAGGGCAGCCAAAGAAGGCCGAAAAUAGUGGUGACAGAGACCGGCCAUCCGUCACGCGGUGGCGAUUCUGCAAACAUGUAUAAUGCGAAAACUUAUAACGAGAAUUUGAUUGAUAUUGUGGAUGAUGGGACGCCGAGACAUCCUGAGCCUAUUGAGACGUACAUAUUUGCUCUGUUUGAUGAAAAUGAAAAGCCCGGCGCCGAGACGGAGAGGAAUUUCGGGCUUUUUUAUCCAAACGGGCAGCCCAAAUACAACUUAAAUUUCAACUAGUUUUUGUUUUAAGAUGCACAUGUGCAUGAUAUGGAGACUCUGUCCUACUAUCUAUGUGUUCAAUCCAAUAAGGUAGCUAGACAGCUUAAAGUAAGUGGGCUGUUGUAACAGUAUGUAAUAUAUGAUCUAAAUAAAUGAAUGUUAAUUGAUGUUAUUACGCUUAA